ACAGGUUCGGCUCCGCUCGGAGCCCGCUCUGCCCCGCGGCUGCUCGGUCAUAUUCGGCUCUUGUCGUUCGGCGGAAGAAUGGACGAAGCGGACUCGGCCACGAAGGCGCUCGGGCUGGAUGAACCGCCCAUCGGCGGGCCGUCGGUGGAGGGAGUAGGCUCGGAUACCGAGUCGGAGGCCGAAGUCACCACGAUGGCUGUGAUGGCAGAACCGGGAAACAUCGACAUGGGAGCCGAGUCCCUGCCGAACCCAGACGAGGCCGAGGCUGCCUUCGCUGAGGUGACAGCGGUGACGGUGGCUGACGUUCACGCAGCAGAGGACAACGUUUUCACCACGACGGUCGCCACAUCAGGAAGCCUCCCUGAACACGUGCUGAGCGGUAGGACCACUCUUCAGCUGGGUGAAGGUCUCAGCACCCAGAAGGCCACUUUGAUCGUGGUUCACACUGACGGCAGCAUCGUAGAAGCUGCAGGCCUAAAGUCUGCUGCCACCAUUGCAUCAGGCCCACAGACUCCACCCACUCCGCUGACUCCUCCUCAGGACAAGGACUCCUGCUCUAAGUACAACUGGGACCCGUCAGUCUACAACAACGAGCUGCCGGUGCGCUGCCGGAACACCAGUGGAGUCCUGUUCAAGAACCGACUGGGAUCAGGGGGUAAGGGUCGCUGCAUCAAACACAACCAGCAGUGGUUCACUCCCACUGAGUUUGAAGGUCUAGCAGGAAGAGCGAGCAGCAAAGACUGGAAGAGGAGCAUCAGAUAUGCUGGCAGGCCUCUGCUCUGUCUCAUACAGGAGCGUAUCCUGAACCCCCACGCUGCCUCCUGUACCUGUGCAGCCUGCUGUGACGACCUGACAACGUGUCCAAAGGAGGGAGACACUCUGCCAACAGAAAGCAUCAGUAUGACCGGUCCAGUUCGCCUCUUCGUCCCAUAUAAGAGACGAAAGAAGGACAGCGACCCUCCAAUCAUUCCUGCCAAAAAGGAGCUUUCCUCCCCCAAAAAUAUAACGCUGACACCAGGAACCGCAUUCACCGUGUCCCCCACAGGACAGUUCACCACUGCCGGCACCUUGACCUUUGACCGCACUCCAACAGGCGACGCUGCCACCGCCAUCAUCUCAGAGAGCUCAGCACAGAACGAGGUGUUUGCCAGCACCACAGUGUUGACAGCGUUGCCAGCGCUGGCCAUGACUCCUCAACCGGUUCAGGCCAAAGUCACAGUAGCAGCAGCGGUGGCUUCUCCCCCCUCGGCACUGGUCACUGGGCUGGAGGUGGGGCCUGUUGGGGGUGUGGGGCCAACGGUGAGCGAGGGACAGAAGAACACUUGGCUGUACCUGGAGGAGCUGGCCAACACGCUGCUCAGCAACGUCCAGCAGCUGAAGGUUCUCAUUGAACAGGCCAAAAACUCCACAGGGGACGCUGCAGGGGUCAAAGGUCAGGGAGGCAGGAAGGAGUGUGGUCUUAGUCAGUCGUUUCAGAACCAGAUCUCAUUCCAGCAGCCGGACGACUCAGAUGCCAAGAGGAGCUCAGACAUCACAGAGAUCAUUAUUAACCAGAUGUGUGUGAAUUGCGGUCGGGUGGCGAUGAGUGAGUGUACAGGCUGUCACAAAGUCAACUACUGCUCAACCUUCUGUCAGAGGAAGGACUGGAAGGACCAUCAACACACCUGCUGUCAGUCAGCAGGGGGCGUGACUGUUCAGGAGGACGAGCCAAUCACAGCCAUCGACAUGGACAAAGUGAAGUGAAGGUGCAGGAGGCUGUGUGAAGGCACUUGUUCAGUCAGGACAUCACGUCCACAGCUGCUGCAGACAAGAAGACCUUAAGUGGCGAAAAGUGGAGAGUUUUCUACACACACCUUACCUCCUCACUGGAACUUUUAUUGUGAAAUGUUUCCCUUAGACCGACAGAAGAAGGUCUCUGAUCACCUGAGAGCUGAUGUUGUGCCAAAAUUGCACUGACUUUGUAUUUGAAGAUGUCAGGGGUUUCACCACUAACUUCAAUACACUUUUUUAUCACAGCAGCAUCUAGUGGACUUUAGAAGAACUGUAUCUUGAAAUUUCUGGAUACAGAAAUGGAGAUGAUCUCAACAAACAGUUGAACAACAGUUUGACGGUUUGAAAUAUCACAUGUGUAAAUCACAUAGUGACUGCUAUUUUAUUAUCAAUUAAUCUUGAUAUUACUUAAUUUAUUACAUGAAUUCAUCAGUUACCAUAAUGCUGUUUAAUAUUUUGUGUCUUCCCCAAAGACUCUUAUCUGGCUGCUGGUUUGUUGCCGUUUUACCGAUUAAUAAAGAGAUUUAACUGUCCAGAUCACAUGAUGGAAAAAGUCUUGAACCAGGCAACUAGGCAGAAUGACUGUCCUGGGUGCUUUCUGAGGUUUUUCUUAUGGUAAAAAAUACAUAAAUCUGAGAAUUUGUAUUUUAUUACACUUGAAAAUGUAAUAAAUAUACCCUUGUAAUUUUAAAUUGA
Stegastes partitus (bicolor damselfish) is the source of this 2466-nucleotide messenger RNA. RefSeq names its product DEAF1 transcription factor (gene deaf1). The record is from RefSeq and is a predicted model, not a curated record. Gene Ontology annotation, biological process: regulation of transcription by RNA polymerase II. Gene Ontology annotation, molecular function: DNA-binding transcription factor activity, RNA polymerase II-specific; DNA binding. Lineage: Eukaryota; Metazoa; Chordata; Actinopteri; Pomacentridae. Bases 79 to 1743 code for a protein of 554 amino acids. The transcript is spliced from 13 exons. Gene Ontology annotation, cellular component: nucleus.